Messenger RNA from Suillus subaureus, 177 nucleotides. RefSeq lists its product as uncharacterized. The annotation marks the transcript as partial. The record is from RefSeq and is a predicted model, not a curated record. The transcript has a single exon. NCBI's taxonomy places the organism in Eukaryota, Fungi, Basidiomycota, Agaricomycetes, Boletales, Suillaceae.
GCUCAUGCAAUGCGGUGGGCUGAGGAGGUUGAGCUACUCCAUGAGGAAAUGCGAUGUGUUCUCAGGUUUUUUGAGUGGCAGGCCAACUGGUGGGUUGAGCAGGGGCAUUGGCAUACUGAGAUGGACAUAGAGUGUCUUGAGGGCAUCUGCACUUAUGCUACCAAGCAGGCAGGCAUU